Culex quinquefasciatus (southern house mosquito) is the source of this 426-nucleotide messenger RNA. RefSeq lists its product as uncharacterized. The transcript is spliced from 3 exons. Bases 1 to 336 code for a protein of 111 amino acids. Lineage: Eukaryota; Metazoa; Arthropoda; Insecta; Diptera; Culicidae. The record is from RefSeq and is a predicted model, not a curated record.
AUGAGAGUUCAAGGCAAAGAUCUUGGCCGUGCUGAGGUUUUUGAAGUAGUUUCAGGACGUCGUGGCCCAGAUGGCGUCUGCAAGGACUUUCUUGCCUUUAAGGAUGAUGAUCCCGGGUUGAAGAAGAAGAACCCGGUGCGGGCAUCUCUGAUCACCGAAAAUCCUACAAACGGAGCCGAUUCCUCUGAGGGUGCCAUCCGUCCAUCUUGGAGACGUGUUAGCAAGUCCUCUGGUUGCACUCUAAACCUUAUUAAGAAGACCAUGCCAACCAUUCCACCACAGCAAACGGAACUGCGCAGCGUUCUAGAAUCUGACCGUAACUGUCGGUGCUACUAGCGGACACCGCUUUCUCGUUUGAACAGAACUCAAGCAAAGCUUUUCCCGGGGCCCGGUUCCACAAGAACCACGGCGUGCGACAAUCCACCG